Molecule: messenger RNA, 567 nt
Organism: Striga hermonthica
Lineage: Eukaryota; Viridiplantae; Streptophyta; Magnoliopsida; Lamiales; Orobanchaceae
Source: the annotation of a GenBank genome assembly
AUGGCUAUCGCUCGAAUUCUUUCCCAAUCCCAAACCCGCUCUAUACUUUGCCCCCCUGCCGCCCUAAUCGGUUACCGCCGCCACCGCUCCAGCAAAACCCACCGCGCCCAGCUCAUUGAGGUUGACCUGGAAUCGUCGCCGUCGGAAUCGCCUGAGGCGGCCGUAGAGGUCAUCACUUCCGGCAUCAGGAAGCUCGAGGAGGCCAUACACACCAUAAUCGUGCGCCGGGCGGCGCCCGAUUGGCUCCCUUUCCUCCCUGGGCACUCGUACUGGGUCCCACCGCGCGCCACAUCCAUGCGCAGCCACUCGGCGGGCAGUGUGAUCGAAGUCCUCGGGAAAUUAGCCUCGCUGGAUCCAGCGAGGGGUCGGCGGUCUCAGGGCGAACUUUUGUCUGAGGACCAACAGAUGGCGCUCGAAUCGGGAAAGGGUUGGCCCUCCUCCGCCUUUUUCAUCGAAGGGACUUCGCCCAUGCAUCCUAUGCCGGUGGUUGAGGUUCAGGUGAAAAUUCAAGUCGAUGAAAACAGUGAAGGUGACACAUCAAGUUCUGAGGAUGAUGAAGAAGGAUGA